GAGCUGCUGGUGGAGUGGUGGUAGCGGCACGCUUCUCGCUACGCUAUAGAAACCGCCUCUCGAGUAGUCGAGUCUCGAAGCACAAAUUCCCCUCGAGCCGAGACGCCUCCUUGCUCCCCUCUAAACCCUCCCCCUCGCGCGGAUUCGCUUCCCCGUGUCUCCCAGAGGGGAGUUGGUGGUGUUCCUGGAGCUUCUUGGGGGUGGUUUUUCCAAGCUGCGGCGGGCUCGCCGGAGUUGGAUCCGGCGGAAGAGAGGAUUUCUGGGAAGGGUGCCGCGAAGCUGCUCGACGGCAGGCUCGUGGUGGCCUUGAGGAAAUCGCUUCAAUUUCGAACGGGCUGUUCAGUUGGCUGGACGAUUCAUUUCAAGAGCAGAAGUGUUUACACCAAGCCGUAGCAGAAGAGGGAAUCCUUGAUUUGUCGUGGGAAUAAAGAGGUGCUCACCUUUGAGUUGGACAAUGCAUCCCAGGGCUCGAAUCCACGCAGACCCGGCUCCGGAGUUCGACCAAUUCGACUGCCUGCCGGAUCCAGUUGUCCUCCUGAUUCUGAACAAGCUGGAGGACGUGCGUUCGCUUGGCCGCUGCGCUGCCGUGUCGAAGCGGUUCAGCGGACUUGUUCCUCUGGUUUCCGAUGUGUAUGUCAAGAUUGACCGUGUCGUGGCCACAGAUGGUGAUGCUGAUGAUGCUCUCAACCUGUCUUCGGCGAAGCCAAAGAACAUCUUCUCCCAUUUCUUUAAGCUUAUGCUAUUCACAAUCGUCAAGCCAUUCCACAGUAUGCGCAACCUGAAUGGCACGGGCAGGCCGUUGUUCCCGCUUGCGCAGCAUUCACCGGUACAUGUGCUUAGGAAUUUCUCUGAUGUCUGGAAUCUCCGGGUGGAGCUUCCCUCGGGAGAUGUUGGGACCGAGGAGGGUGUUCUGCUUAAGUGGAGGGCUGAGUAUGGUAGCACACUUCGGAAUUGUGUGAUUCUGGGAGGUACCCUGGUCGAUCGCAAGCCUAUAGGCGCAGAGCAUGAGUCGUCGGUAGAGGAUAAUGGAAGCAUGCCAGAAUCUUUCUAUACCAAUGGCGGGCUUAAACUUCGUGUCGUGUGGACUAUCAGCUCUUUGAUUGCUGCAUCAACAAGACACUAUCUUCUCCGGUCAAUUAUCAAGGACCAUCCGACGUUGAGGAGCUUGGUUUUAGCAGAUGCCGAUGGGCAAGGGACAUUGUACAUGGGGAUGGAGCAGCUUAGAGAGUUUAGAGAAAACAAACUGUCAGCCUCAGCAUGUUCCAAUAGAACUCAGGUCCCAGCCUGCAACAUGAAGCUGAAAUAUGCCCCAUACCUUGAGCUACCUGGUGGCAUGACAUUGCAAGGUGCCACCCUGGUUGUGAUCAAACCCUCCAAUGAUGGAGGCAGUGGUGGUCACAGCAGUCGGAAGGAAACUGAAGCUUUUGUUUCAAGUGCAUUCGAUGAACCUUUCAGAUUUGCUGUGAAGGCGCUGAUGAAGAGACGAACAUAUCUACUGGAGAUGAACGGUUUCUAGAUAGUCUACUUGAGUUGCAGUGGAUUGUCUUUCUAUCAACUGCUUCAAAUAUAUCAUUUUUGUUUUUUUCUCUCAAGCAGAGCAACUUCAAUCCUGUUUAGAAUGAUGAAAUGUCCACCGCAAUGCAACCCCAUUUUCUGUUGUUUGCUCUUUGUAUAGCAAUACUACUAGCAUCCUAAAUUUCCAUUUGAGUUUCGAAUUUCCAAAUUACCAAUUUCCAA
Molecule: messenger RNA, 1737 nt
Organism: Oryza sativa Japonica Group (Japanese rice)
Lineage: Eukaryota; Viridiplantae; Streptophyta; Magnoliopsida; Poales; Poaceae
Product: F-box protein At4g18380
Molecular function (GO): protein binding
Source: RefSeq, a predicted model, not a curated record